AUGUCCACUAUGCCGGCAAGUUAUGGCCACAGCGAGGCCUGCUGUAAUAUCCCGCCUGUGGUAUCCACGGGAUACGUGCCAAAGGGAUCGUAUGAGGCGCUCGGCGGAAUGAAGAAUUACAUCGCUGGCCCAGAGGAUGCGACCAAAGGCAUCAUCGCUGUGUUCGACAUUUUCGGAUACUUUCCUCAGACCCUGCAAGGAGCCGAUAUUCUUGCCACCAGCGACAAUAACCAGAAGUACAAGGUCUUUGUUCCUGAUUGGUUUAAUGGCCGACCGUGCCCGCCUGAAUGGUACCCCCCGGAUACCGAGCAGAAGCAAAAGGAUCUAGGCGAGUGGUUUGGCAAGAACAUGCCGCAAGACGCUGCGGCGAAGCUGCCGGAUUACGUCGGUGCGUUGGAAGCUGCAUACCCGUCGAUUACCUCGUGGGGGCUUAUCGGGUACUGCUGGGGAGGAAAGGUUGCCGAGCUGGUGACGUCUAGCAGUUCGAAUCCGUUCAAGAUUGCUGCGGCCGUCCAUCCCGCGAUGGUUGACCCCUCCGGCGCGGAGAGGAUCUCGGUUCCGUACAUCAUGCUUGCGGCAGGGGAGGACCCGAAGGAGGCGGUCCAAGACUUUGAAAGCAAGCUUACUGUCCCCCACCAUGUCGAGACCUUCGAAGACCAGGUCCAUGGCUGGAUGGCUGCACGGGCUGAUCUAUCGGAUUCUCGUGUGCGGGAGGAAUACAUCCGGGGAUAUAAGAGUGUGCUUCGAUUUUUCGGGAAGCACUGGGUGUAG
Messenger RNA from Aspergillus candidus, 771 nucleotides. RefSeq names its product dienelactone hydrolase family protein. The record is from RefSeq and is a predicted model, not a curated record. The transcript is spliced from 4 exons. Gene Ontology annotation, molecular function: hydrolase activity. NCBI's taxonomy places the organism in Eukaryota, Fungi, Ascomycota, Eurotiomycetes, Eurotiales, Aspergillaceae. The coding region runs from base 1 to 771 and encodes 256 amino acids.